UAUUUAAAUCCAAAAUUACAGAUGAACAGUGUGGAGGUUGUGAAAGCCUACGUUACCAGAAUCAGUGACGUUAAUCCUUUGUUAAAUGCUGUAGCCCAAGAAAAUUUCCAAUCUGCUCUUCUGGAAGCAAAGAGAGUUGAUGAACGACUAAGUCAGGGUUUUAAGGAUGGAAGCCUUACUAAGGAAUAUCUCAAAGAAAAUCAGCCAUUUUUAGGAGUACCCUUUACUGUCAAGGAAACAGUUGCAGCAGCAGGACUACCAAAUUCAGGAGGACUGGUAGUUCGGAACAGUAUUAGAGCUCCAACUGAUGCAGAUAUUGUGAGGAAAAUGAAGAGAGCUGGUGCCAUACUGGUGGGAAAUACUAAUGUAUCAGAACUUGGAAUGUGGUGGGAAAGUGAUAACCAUGUAUACGGACGAACAAAUAAUCCGUACGACACCAGACGUACCCCAGGGGGAUCUUCUGGUGGUGAGGCUGCCUUAAUGUGUGCUUGUGGGACACCUAUCAGCCUGGGUACAGACACAGGAGGGUCCAUCCGCAUUCCAGCAUACUUUUGUGGACUUUUUGGUCACAAACCUUCCAGUGGUGUCACAUCAGUAAAAGGGUGUAACAUUCACCUGGAUAUUGCGUGGAGUGAAAUGCAAAGUGCAGGACCCAUUACAAGACAUGCUAAGGAUCUUGCACCAAUUCUUGCUGUGUUAGUUGGUGAUAAAGCUGACAAGCUUUCUCUUGAUAAGCGUGUUGAUCCUGGGACGCUUCAGAUCUUUACCAUGGAAAAUGAUUGUGAUGGCAUCUUGACUUCCAAUAUGAGUUCCAGCCUAGUUGCUGCUCAGAGAGCUGUAGCUCAUCAUUUCCGACAUACAUAUGAUAUCACAGUUCGAAAGGUGAUAAUCCCAGGAAUGAAAAAGUCUUAUCAGAUAUGGCAAGAAAAACUAAGAGAGGAGUACAAGGAAGGAACUCCCAUUUUUCAACAAAUGGCUGAUAACAAGGGAGAAAUUAAUGUUUGGACUGAGAUAACCAGACUCAUUCUAUGUCGUGCACACCACACCAUACCUCUGCUAGCCCAAGCAGCAAUGGAGAAAUUUGCAGGUGAGGUGAAAUUUUUAAGAGACCAGAAGAAAGUGCUUCAAGGAAAAGAAGACACUCAGAGAGUUCCUGCACAGCUUCAAGGGGAGACCAUGUGGAAGAGACUCCAGAUGCGAGUGCAGCGUCUAUUGGGGGAUAAUGGAGUGCUGCUGUAUCCAAGCCAUCCAACUCUAGCACCUUAUCACAACGAACCACUCUUCCGACCCUUGAACUUCACCUACACUGCAAUUUUCAAUGCACUAGGAUUCCCUGUUACUCAGGUACCUCUGGGACUUGCUCCAAACGGUCUUCCACUUGGUAUACAGGUGGUGGGAGGACUCUACCAAGACCAUGUGACCAUAGCUGUAGCUGCAGACUUGGAAAAGGCCUUUGGUGGAUGGAUCUGCCCUUCGAAGAUUUUAUAAACAAUUUUGUCCUUGUUUUGAACUCAGCAUUUAUUAAAUUUGAACAAUCACUAAUUUUGACUUGCAUUUACAAAAACCUAAAUAAAUCUUUAAAAAACA
Messenger RNA from Penaeus chinensis, 1587 nucleotides. Its product is annotated as fatty-acid amide hydrolase 2-B-like. The coding region runs from base 22 to 1488 and encodes 488 amino acids. The record is from RefSeq and is a predicted model, not a curated record. NCBI's taxonomy places the organism in Eukaryota, Metazoa, Arthropoda, Malacostraca, Decapoda, Penaeidae. The transcript is spliced from 11 exons.